Hippocampus zosterae (dwarf seahorse) is the source of this 3864-nucleotide messenger RNA. Its product is annotated as phosphoinositide 3-kinase regulatory subunit 5-like. Gene Ontology annotation, molecular function: 1-phosphatidylinositol-3-kinase regulator activity. The record is from RefSeq and is a predicted model, not a curated record. Lineage: Eukaryota; Metazoa; Chordata; Actinopteri; Syngnathiformes; Syngnathidae. Gene Ontology annotation, cellular component: phosphatidylinositol 3-kinase complex, class IB. Gene Ontology annotation, biological process: G protein-coupled receptor signaling pathway; positive regulation of MAP kinase activity. The transcript is spliced from 17 exons. Bases 953 to 3460 code for a protein of 835 amino acids.
UCGCUCUUGUCUGUGUGUGUCCACAGUCAGUCACACCUCUGGCCACCCUCGGCUCUGUCUGCCCCAUUCCAUCUGUGGUGGGAUGCAGAAAAAAGGGGGGUCCUCUCACUCCUCCAGGGGAGACGGGAUCGACAAUCGAGCAAUCACCGGUGGGCGGCAGCGUCAUCUUGUGGUUGAAAUGACGUACUACAUUCAGUGUGCGCGUUGAGCCCAUUCAGCACAAUAACUAAUUCAUUGUUUUUUUUAAACUAUUCAUUUAAAUAAUAUCCCAAAAAUGUUCUAUCAAUCCGAUGUACAGUUUUCUUCAACGUAAUCAUCGGUCUGGUAAUUGCAAAUUAUUUCGUCACGCUUCCCUGGCACUGUGAAACAAUAUCGAAACAUCCAUAUGAGCGGCCACGUCCCAAAGGUCACACUUCCGGAGGAGUCUCAGAGCAAUUCCAUUUCCAGUCGUAUUCUAAUUAUAGAUGCGGCGCUGUACGGAAAUAAUGGGCAAUAUCAGUCGGGAACAAACUCAUUCCGGAGAGGCCAAUAGAAAAUUGGUCGCAUUCGAUUUUGACUGGUUUCAUUCUUAUUUGAACCAUCAUUUCUAUCACCCCUCGGCGGAUAUGUUGUUAUGGGAAAAAUAGGUAUCAAGUAGGAAGUCGUACUUGCAGAGUCAUUUCCGUGGCAGUUUGGAGAUGACAUUGGUCGUCAGCUGCUAAAUUUCUGAAUGAAAAUGAAGAAGUUGUGGCCAGUCUUCUGAGCUCGGGCAGACCGUAAGCGAAUGGUGUGAGUAGGAAGUGGGAGGCGGCAUUGUGUAGACUGGACAUUUGUUGUUCUGCAUCCGAUUCUCUCAAGCGUAUCUUUUAUCCUGAGGGAUCAAUAAUCGGUUUUGUUUAAUACAAUAAUAGACUGCUUCUUUUCAUUUCUCCUUUUUUCUUAUCCGUGGCUGCUGUGAACGCAACUGGAGACGAUGGAAAAAAACUCGUGCACGCAGGAUCGCCUGCAGCAUGUCCUUGAACGCUGCCUCUGUGACCUUGAAUUAAACACUCCUGACAAGCAACUUUGGAAUGCCGGUCUGUGCAUGAACCGCUGGUGUUUGGAGGAACUGGUCAUGAGAGAUCCCCACAACUUCCCGUUCCUUCUGCAGACAAUUCUCAAGAAAACAAAGGAGGUGCUUGUGCAAUGUCGAUACGAAUUGGUGGUGCCGCUUACUCUCCUGUUUUCCUCGACACUUUUAAAAACACCUUACCUACACCCGGAUUGUAAUGUGCUGUUGGAAGCUUACCUGCUUUUCCACCAUUUCCUGUCCUGGCCGGAUCCUUACUGCACCGCCUGCCAACGCCUGCUGAAUAUCAUCUACAGUGAGCUCAGAGCACCAGGCAUAUCGUUUCAAAGACUGGUAAAGACGGAGCACGGCAUUGCCACCAGGAACCAACACUCUAAAACCACGAUCGUGCUCUUAGUGAGUCCAGAUGAAGAUGUCCCGCCCGAGGUCCAAUCGGUCUCCAAGCAGCUGAGCGUAAGCCAUCACUCCAAGCGAGACAUCACUAUCACCCUCAUUUUGCACAGCUUCCAAGCUGCUCUGGGCACCAAAAUCCACCUGCUUGGACUCCGUGAUGCCUUGCAGAGAAAACAGCCGGUUGAGCUGGAGCAGCUACUGGAGAAGGUAACUUGCUGCAUGGAGACAGCAGCCUCCACGGCAGAUCUUAGCGCUGCCCGAGAGAGUCUUGUACAGACGCUUGAUGGGCUCAGACGAGGCCUUCUUCCCACGAGUGCACACGAUUACGUGGAUACUGGGCUCGCUGAGACCUUCCUGCUACCCUUUCCCCAAUGUCACACCAGAUACUGGGAAAAUGACAACUUUGAUUUUCUCGAUACUAUUCUUAUGAAAGAAUGCUACCUGGAUUCCUCUCUGGCAUGUCUCACAAGAGAUGAGGAUGAUGUGAAGGAAGAAGUCAUGCAGAGCAGCAAAGCGGAUCAGGGCUUGGAGAACCGUCCUCUCUACACACCACCUUCCUCUUCGAGGGACUCGUUGUCCUGUCACUCUCCGUCUUCCAGCUCUUCGGUGUCCGCAACAUGUGACUCAUUAUUUGUGGAAAGUGACUUCGCUGAAGUCGGAGGACAUAAGGGCACAGCUGAGGGACAAAAGAUUGAGUCAAAGCGUAGAAAGAAGCCCAAGAAGAAAUCCAAAAGCCUCCUAGGCAUUGAGAACUUCUUGUUUUUCAAGAACCCACGCAGUCUUGGGACACAGCUCAAACAAUCUCAAUCCAACCAAGAUCAACUUCUGGAUUCAUUUACCGUGUCCUGUCCUCUCACCGGUGAAGAGCCUCUUUCACCCCAGAAGCAUCUUUGCAUCCGCAGAAGGCCCAUCCUGAGCUGCAUCGAAACCGACGCAGCGCAGACUCUGGUGCAAGUCCUCGUCUUCGGUCGGGACAGAGAGGCUGGACGACUGGCGAGGGCUUACAGCGACCUGCAGGAGAAAGAGGCAAAAUGUCCCAGACUCACCAAGAUGUGCCGGUUGCAGUUUUACUUUGUUCCCUCAAAAAGGACAUUUACAGGAAAUCCCAGAGAAAGAUACUCAUCAGGACAUCCAACUAAAGCUGCUUCUGUGGCUAAUGGUAUUUGCCGAGAUGACAGCACCACAGAUUUAGCCCAGAUGUUGGGAAUGAUGGAUCCCUGGUAUGAUCGGAGUGUCCACAGUCUGCUCAGUCUCUCUUCAGAUGUACUUUGUCAGCCUGCAUGGAAAGAAGAAAAUGUCUCCGAAAAUAACGGCCGGGAGACGGAGCUUCCCUUGAUGGCUGACUUGAUUCUUUACUACUGUAGGCAUGCAGACCAACCUGUCCUGGUGCAGCUCUACCGAGCUGAGCUGACCCUGGCUGGCGGAGAGAAGAGAAGUGAAGUAUUUAUUCAUUCUGUAGAGCUCGGACACACGGCUGCAACCAGAGCGGUCAAAACCAUGGGUGCUGCCAGCAAGAGGUUUGGGAUCGAGGAAGAGAGCGAGGCUGUCCCCUUAACGCUGAGUGUGGCCUACAAUAAGGUGGCCUGCAGCGGAAGGAGUCAACGGACCCAAGCAGAAAUGUUUUGCACAUCCGUCAAUAUUUACAAAGCCUUCAGCAAAGCUGAGCAUUUAGAGUAUAGAACCGAAAGCUUAUGGCUCUCAGUGACGGAAGUCCCAAAAAAGCACUGGCCCAAGUCUAAAAAGAGCAGCAGCCAGAAUUCCUUGAAAUCGGAGGUGAACGUCAACAGAGUUGAGGUCAGCGGUGGGAAAGCUGGGACCACAUUUGCUGUGUGUCUGGAUCAAGACGAGAGGAAGUUUCUGCAAAGCGUCACUAGGCUUGAAGUGUCUUUGUGCUGUAAACCGGGAAGCAGUUCAGACUGGAAAUACAAACCUUCACCAGGCCAAGUCCAGCCUCUCAACCCAUCUUACUGUUCCAUGCUUUGCCUUCCCUUCAUCUCUUUCUCUGCCUCGCAUGCCUGAAAAUACCUUGACUGGAAUGGACCACCAACAAUGGCGACAAAAAGAAAAUAGAUGAAAACUGAUGAAUUGGGGGGGGGGGGGGGCAACAUUGUUACACAGUUCUGUUUUAGGUUUAUUCUGCAACACAUUAUGGAGUGGAUGCAUGUGGAUUUUGUUGGUAUUGUCAUUUUUGUUAUUAGUCAUUCUCAAUUGUCAAAACUUUCUUCAACAUCGCCUCAAGAUACGUGCUCUUUAUAAUAGUACAGUAUUUUUAAUCGCUGUACUGUAUUUAAAAAGCUGAUGAGCUCAUUGGGGGGUUUUUUUGUGUGUUAUCUAUGAGUAUUUGUUUUUAAGCUGUUUAUGGCAUUAUGUUUUGCACAGUUUGUCUCGCACACACACACAAUAAAAAAUAUUUUUCAAUGAAA